Boleophthalmus pectinirostris (great blue-spotted mudskipper) is the source of this 5196-nucleotide messenger RNA. RefSeq names its product Ras converting CAAX endopeptidase 1a (gene rce1a). The record is from RefSeq and is a predicted model, not a curated record. The transcript is spliced from 8 exons. Gene Ontology annotation, cellular component: endoplasmic reticulum membrane. The coding region runs from base 186 to 1154 and encodes 322 amino acids. Gene Ontology annotation, biological process: CAAX-box protein processing. Lineage: Eukaryota; Metazoa; Chordata; Actinopteri; Gobiiformes; Gobiidae. Gene Ontology annotation, molecular function: metalloendopeptidase activity.
AACGUUUUUAUGACGUCAUCAAGAAGCGCCACGGCGUCUAUGCGGCUAACUGGUUAGCCGUGUUAGCUUUCGUUUUGACUGAAGCCUGAUCUGGCUGCUUCACCGCUCAUGUCGCCUGCUGUUUUGCCGUGUUAGCUGGCCCAGCAGCCGAAGAGUUUAAGCGAAAGCACCAGCAGUGAGCCACCAUGGCUGAGGAGGAGGAUUUAUCCCUAAAACUUCCCCCGGAUGAGCUGGUCCUCGGCACCGGAGUGUUCGUUCCUCCAGAAGGUUUAUGCUGGCUGUCUGUGCUCUUCUGCCUGCUGCUGGCCUGCUCCUAUGUGGGCAGCUUGUACAUCUGGAGGAGUGACCUGCCCAGGGACCACCCUGUUGUGAUCAAGCGGCGCUUCACCAGUGUGCUGGUGGUGUCAGGCCUGUCCCCUCUGUUUGUCUGGGCUUGGAGAGAGCUUGCUGGGAUCAGGACUUUCCCUUCAUUGCUGGCUCUCAUGGGGAUCCGGUUGGAGGGCCUCAUUCCUGCCAUCAUAUUUCCACUACUGCUCACCAUGGUCUUGUUUCUGGGGCCCCUGAUGCAGCUCGCCAUGGACUGUCCCUGGAGCUUCAUGGAUGGCAUCAAAGUGGCGUGUGAUCCGUGGUUCUGGUCCCUGUGCUUCAGUGACAUGCGUUGGCUGAGGAACCAGGUGGUCGCGCCGUUGACAGAGGAGCUGGUGUUCCGUGCCUGUAUGCUGCCCAUGUUGGUGCCCUGCGCAGGACCAUUUGCCGCUAUCUUUACCUGCCCACUAUUCUUUGGAGUUGCCCACUUCCAUCAUGUGAUUGAGCUGCUGCGGUUUAGGCAGGGCACUCUGUCGGGAAUCUUCUUAUCUGCAGUGUUCCAGUUCUCCUAUACCGCUGUGUUCGGGGCGUACACAGCGUUCAUCUUUCUCAGAACAGGUCAUCUGAUGGGCCCGGUGUUGUGCCAUUCCUUCUGUAACUACAUGGGUUUUCCUGCCAUCAGUGCAGCCGUGGAGCACCCACAGCGCCUCACCGUUCUGUCCUCCUACCUCCUGGGUGUCGUUCUCUUCAUCCUGUUCCUGUUUCCCUUCACGGACCCCUCCCACUACGGCCUCCCCACUCCGGUCUGCACACUGGCCCCCUACCGCAGCUCCCUCUGUUUGUCCUGAUCACAGCACUUCUCCUCACACCAUGUCCUAGUCCACUUUGGGAUACGGGGGAGGUAGUGACAUUAGCUCCCAGUUCAGGUCACGUCCAGCCAAGAGAUGUGCCCGUUGCCAUGGAAACGCGCAGGGAGCAGAUUGGGUGCUGAUAAAACGCGGCACAGUCACGUUAGAGCCAUUAGCUGUGUGGGUCGUGGUGCAUCUGGUCGUGCAGGAGGGCGCUCGUGUUAUUGCUAUUAUUGUUAUUGUUAUUAUUAUUAUUAUUAUGAUAUUGCUAUUAUUAUGAGGUAAUUUGGACGUUGCUUUUUAGACAGAACACUGAAGGACAGGUUCACCUGAGACGUUACACUGGCAGUUUGGAUUUGUGGUGCACUCGGUUACAAUCGCAAAUAUAUUUUUUAUGGUUUAUUAUUUCACAUGGUUCCUGUUUUGUAGCUUUGGCCUUUAUACUACCUCUGUCAAUGUAGAUUUAUAAGUGAAAGUUUUUGGGAGAGAGCUAGUGCAGUAAUUACCUCAGUGGAUUAUCGUUAGGGCAACAGGUCAUAAAGUUGGAUGGGGAAGAUAAUGUUGGGGUUAUUUGAAUAUUUACAUGUCCUAUUAGACGAUUAAUUGCUUUUAUAAAUUCCACAUAAUCUAUCCUUAACUGCUCCACUCAAGCUGCAGCAAAGACUUACGGUCACAGUUCGAUCCCAGGUAUUUGACAUUAGCUCUAUCAAUGUUUUUAAAGCAGUCCAAAACGUGAACAAAGGCCAAAGCUAACAAAAUAAGACUUCUUAUCGUCCAAACAAUCUGAAAUCAUUCUAGCUGUGAGGGUCCAUUACUGCAUCUUUAAAAGCAUAUUCUGUGUUUUUUGCUUAGAAAUAGCUACCCAUCUUUUUUUGUUGAUUCCUCUUAAUGUUUACUGGUUCAAAGUGGUGAGAAUCGGGCUAAUAGUGAGACUGUCAGGAAUUCUCUAUAAGCUAUACACAUACUGUGAACAUGUGGGCUGCUGGGCUCGAGAGCAAUAAAUCACUGACGACAAGUUGCUGAAUGUAGGCUUUCUAGACAUUUAGCAGCUAAUUUUUGCCAUUUUAAACUAAGAAGUCUGUCAAAGUAUAAUAUACACAGAUAACAUAUACAGGCAGGAAAGAUCACUGAGGACAUUUUGAAAGGUAUUUUGAAAUGGAAACAGAGUAGGAGUAUGUCUUUGGAGAUUUGACUUGUAUUUGAUAUAUCUUACAGUCUGGUGAAAUUGUUCCAUGGUUUUCUAUUUAUAAGGAUUAGAUGCCAAUAAGAGCUGAGUUAUGUGCUAGAAGAAUUCAAGUUUGUUAAGAAUUCCUGCUAAAGUGGCCAUUGAAAACUGAAAUGGUUCCAAAAUCAUUCUCCUGAGAUUUGUGAGUUCACAUUCUCAUAGAAGUCCAUCUUGUUCAGGUCAAAGUGAUGCUGGGGAAGUAAUUUGAUAAACAACUCAGCGUGGAAAAGUACGUGACUUUUCCAUGAACAAACUUAAGAGGGUUUAGUGUAUUUAGUAUAGCAGAAGUUUUCUAUGUGUUUAAACAACUAUUAAAGGUGCAAUUUGUAAUUUUUCUGGUGGAGGGUCCGUUAAAUGCUUUUUUUUUUUCCAUGGGGAUGUUAUUGCUUUGUCUGGAAUGCUUCUCAGUGUGGUUUUAAACAUUUCUAUCUUCAUGGAGACCAAACCAGAUCAAGUCACAGGUCAGAUCUCUGGAGAGGCAAUCCUACUCACAGUCAGAAUGCCUGUUUUUCUAGUUUUUUUUUUAUUUUUUUGAGCAGUUAAACAACCUGUACCCCCAACCAAAAAGUUACAUACCUUUAAGGCAAUCCAUUUCAGUUUGAACUAUUUCACUUAACUGUAUGUAUACGUUUACAUGCCAGCAGGGGGAGCCAGUGUUGUGCGCGAGUCCCCUUAUCCUGCUCCCUCUUCCAUCUGUUUAUCAGUGCCUCUCAUAUAAGUCAUUACUGCAGAAGCCAAUUUGUCGGAAGUUAGAGGAGAUGGAUUUGAAGUGUGCGGAUAGAGACUCUACCUGCUCCUUUUGCAUCGCUCUUAUGUGGACCUGUAUAAUUGCUCUGUAUGCUCUGUACCACAAUGGAGCUUAAGAGCCGGGGCAAUUACCUGAUCUCAGUCCAAUUUAGUAUGAAACUGUAAGGCUGUGUUGCAUUCACAUGGAGUCAGAGCAAAUGGGGAGACCAAUGUUACUUUAGGUCAGUAGAUGAGAGCACGAUAAGAUUGGGAAAGGCAGCCCGGAUGAUGUCAAUGUAUAAAAAACAGAUCACUUGGGCAAAUCCCUUUUAAAGCUUUUACCUUGUGGAACCUAUGCUGGCGGACAGCACAACAAGCAUUUUCAUCUGUAUACCCGAAUUUAAAGUAUUUAGAAAAGUUGUCACCUUUUACCUAAAUGUUUGAAAGCAAUAAGACAAGUAUUAUUUAUCUUUAUUAUGAGAAGUUUGUGACAAGAAACCAGACUGCACAAUUGUUAUGUUAGAAAAAAAUUGUCAAACCUGUUUAGAGGUGGGUAGAGUGGCCAAAAAUGUACUCAAGUAACAGUAACAUUACUUCUAAAUAAUAAGUACAAGUAUAAGUACAUAAGUACAAAGUAGUAGCUUGGAUUCAUCAGCUUUAUAGAAACCAUCUGUCAUCACAGAGUUAGGAUUUAUUCACUCGACGGUAGGCAGGUACUUUUUAAAAUUUAACUCAUCGCUGCUAUUUGGUUGUGAUGUAUGUAAUGUGCCGCUAAAGUGGCAACUAAUAUAUUAAGCUUUUCCCAAAUCCCGUAGGAAGAAGGGCAAUAACGUCUUUCGCCUUGAUAAAUUUCACCAAACAUUCUCCUUGUUCCGGCUUUAAAUCCUCGAUCUUGGGAAUCGUUGCCAACACAGAAUGUCUGGCUCUUUGCUGAUUGGCUGGUGUCCAGACUCACACUUCGGGGUUCUUGGAAAUCGUCUAGUGUAUUCCGAUUCCUGACCUAGUUGCUGGAGAGAAAUUAAAAUGAGUGGAGGCACUAGGUGGCACCAGCCUGGCUAACAAAGUAGUGGUCCAAGAAAUUAAUCAACUUGGGGAAAGUAAGAGUAAUUGAAAGAGUCACUGUUAAUGUAAAGUUAAUGUAAUUUGAAGGAGAAAACAUUAAAUAAAGCACAAAACUUGGUAUUUUCAAAGGGUGGACACAAGAAACACAAAUGUUUAAAUAUUUUUGUUAUCUAAAGCUUUUGUCACUUGUAGACUUACUCACAGUGGGAAGAAUAGCCAAAACUUGUAUUCAAGGAACUUCAAUAAAAUGUUACUCAAGCAGGACUAAAAGUAAGCUGCUAGAAAAGUACUCAAAAAGUUACUAAAGUAAAAGCAGCUGAGUAAAUGUAACUACCAGUACUACCCACCUCUGAAGCUGGUAUUGGGCUUCAAAUCAACUUUUCAAAUCAACAUUUACUCCUCCGCUAAAAAUCUCGGUAAACCCUGAACCUUCUGCCUCGUUCCAUGUGAAAGCAACAUGAGUCACUAGUAGAUGUUGUUUUUAUCAUUGUACAUAAAAACAUUAUGAGUUUUUGAUCGAUGCUCGGAAAUGACUUUCUUGUUGUCCGUGUAAAUAUGAAAUCGUUGAAUGUAUUUGACUUUUGACUCAGAAGUCCAUUUUGAGUCAUCCGAGAGAUAGAAAAGUAAAUGAGAAGUGUCAAGUGCUCAUGCUAAAACUCUAGCUAAACUUACACAUUGUAUUUCUACCCAGCAGUGUGGUCAAAUGUGAGAAUUUUGCAUAAUCUAUUUUUGCUAGGCUAUAUUAGCGGCUUGUAUUUUCAUAUGAACACUGAUGGAGAACUAGUCACACUUGAGUCAGCUGCUUAGACAAUACUCCAAAGGUUUCUACUGCACUAUAUUUUAUAAGCAAUCAGAUCUAUUUUGAGAUGGAACAGCGGUCAGGUGUUCAUGUAUUUUACUCACACAGUCACUUCAAAAUGACGCCAGUGUAUCGUGUUUUAGUAUGACAAUCUUUUACAGACUUUGGAAUCACUGCUGAACACAGAUUUGUAAAUAAAUGUUUUAUAAUAAAUUUAAUAUUUAAUCGGU